Cucumis melo (muskmelon) is the source of this 1077-nucleotide messenger RNA. RefSeq lists its product as uncharacterized. Bases 1 to 1077 code for a protein of 358 amino acids. The transcript is spliced from 5 exons. NCBI's taxonomy places the organism in Eukaryota, Viridiplantae, Streptophyta, Magnoliopsida, Cucurbitales, Cucurbitaceae. The record is from RefSeq and is a predicted model, not a curated record.
AUGACAAAAAUACCUUUACAACUAUUAGCACACUUGAUUAGAAGACAAUGUGUCUCAACGGACAACAAUGUUCUUCUUUUCAACAUCGAAGGUAACAUUGUGGAGUUUGGACUGCGAGAUUUUUGUUUGAUUACAGGAUUAAAAUGUGGUGAAUAUCCUAUAGAAGAUGUUUUAGAUGCAACGGAAGAAAAUGAGUCUAUGGUUAAACAAUUGUUUUUUAGAAAUAACACUUCCAUUAGUAGACAAGAAUUGAAGACUGCUUUUAACUAUCACUGUAAAUCCUGCACCGAUGAAGAAGAGCUAGUAAAAUUAGCCAACCUUUACUUCUUGUACAAUGUUUUAAUUCCUAGACAAAAUCACAAUAUGUUGGAUUUAAAACAUGUAAAAAUGUUGGAUGAUAAAGAGAAGUUUAGGAAUUAUCCUUGGGGAAGGUUGUGCUUUAGUCUUACAAAGCAAUUCAUUCAAAAUGUGGUGAAAUCCAAAAGAAAGUCUAAGAACUUAGAAACAGAAUCUAAAGCGUAUGCCUUUCUACAAGGCUUCCCUAUGGUUCUAGCUUACUGGGCAUACGAAAUACUUCCUCAACUUGCUAGCGGUGAACAACUCGAUUGGCAAGAUCUUGAAGAUAACAUAUUUCUGGAAAAAAUUCUAUCUGUGGUCCCCAUUGUUGCAUCAGAAGAAGAAAUGAAAUCUGAGUACUUCAAAUAUUUUUUGGAAUUAGAAAAUGAUAGAUUGGAUGAAGAAGCAUGUGCUAUGAAGGAAAGCAAUAUGAUUGAAGAUAACGAGGAAACCGAGGAAGAUGAUAAUCAUCGUGAAAAUAAGUCAAAAAUGGUGCAUGACACAUCAAACAAAGUGAAGGUUGUUCAAGAAAAGACAAAAGUGAAAAUUAUGGAAAUAGCGACGAAUAUUGAAAAAACUAGGCCGAAGAGACAACCUAAACCAUCAAAGAAAGUGUUGGAGAAUGUGAAAGAACAAAAGAAUGCAAGAGGCAAGAAGAAUGAUUCUCCAAAACCAACAAGACAUUCUCCUAGAAUAAAGGAUCUAGCACCUAGUUUUGAUUUGCAAAUCUCUCAAUUAUAA